ACAGCGAGGAAACUAGAAAGAUCUGGAACUACCAAUUCAAGGUGACCAUGUCACUGACGUUGAGUAAGAGUGGGCUGGUUCAAGAGCUGACGGUCGACAACACAGGCGAGAAUGCCUUCGAUUUCACAACAUUGUUGCAUACAUACUUCAAAUGCGCGGAUAUCGAGCACGUUUCCGUGGAGGGACUGCAGGGCUCUGGCUGGACUGACAAAGUUUUGGGUGAUGCUCCAAAGAGCGAAACCCGAGCUUCGUUGAAGCUGGAUGGGUUCUACGACAGUGUGUACUCGCAGACACCCUCAACGCAGACCAUUAAGGGGCUGGCAGGAAAGGAUACGCCUCUGGUUGUGGAUGUGGAGAAGACUAACCUCCCUGAUACUGUCGUAUGGAACCCGUGGGAAGAGAACGCGGCCAAAAUGGGCGACUUCGAUGACGAUGGCUUUCACUAUAUGAUCUGCGUGGAAGCAGGGGCUGUGAGUGAGCGCACUACUUUGGAGCCAAAUAGCACGUGGAAGGGCAGUCAGAACAUCCAGCCCCACGCUUAGGGGCGAUAACGCGUACUGCGUACACAUAGACCUAUACAGAUAUUAUUAUACACACAUAAUAUAUAUUUAUAUUUAUAUCUUAUACCCAAUUGAUCCAUGAUCACUUGCUCCGAAUAAAUAAUGAUGAACUC
Molecule: messenger RNA, 673 nt
Organism: Sphaeroforma arctica JP610
Lineage: Eukaryota; Ichthyosporea; Ichthyophonida
Exons: 4
Coding region: 48-542 (164 amino acids)
Biological process (GO): carbohydrate metabolic process
Molecular function (GO): isomerase activity; carbohydrate binding
Source: RefSeq, a predicted model, not a curated record